AUACAGAAGCAAUUGUUUAGUUAGUCUGUAAAUAUAUGCUCAAUAAGCUUCAGAAAUGUGGAAAUCUAUUUUGGGGAGAGAUGAUGAUAAUGAAGAACAAGGGGAAGGUUUGGUGUUGGAUGAUGAAGAAGGCUUCUGCUCUUUCUCAAAUCUCCAAAGGAUCUAUGCGUUCUUUGCUUGUAUGGCAGCCGGUCUGGUCUGUAUGUUCUUGUCAUGUGUUGUUUUUGCAAAGCCCAUCAAGUUUGCUCUUUUGUUUUCCUUUGGCAACUUUCUUGCCGUUGGAAGCACAACCUUUCUCAUUGGACCGCGCAAGCAAAUAAGAAUGAUGUUUGACACAGUUCGUGUUUUUGCCACAGUAAUUUAUGUCACCUGCGUCGUCUUAACCCUUGUUUGUGCGUUACUGUUUCAUAGCAUGAUAUUGUCGAUAGUUGCCAUCAUAUGCGAGGUUCUUGCCCUUAUAUGGUAUGGUCUAAGUUACAUCCCCCUUGCUCGUAGGAUGGUUUCAAAUAUGAUAACUCGCAUUUUUAAUAGAGCAUCUAAAUAGUGAUUCAGUCGUUGCAAAUUGAGUGGAUAUACAUACUCCCAAGUGUUUAUGUAGGUAGCCUUUUUGGAAUAUUUAAAAAGAUGGUUAUUAGCUUUGAACUAUCAUCUAGCCGGGUUUAAGGGGGUCCUCAGGAAUGAGAUUCAUCCUUUUUGAACGAUUUCAUUUAUUGUUAACAAUUUUGCUCGAGCAUGGCAAAUUAUAUUUUAUAUCUUGUCAUACUUGAUAGCCUUGGUUUGCUAAACCUCAUGUUUUGAUGUUAACAAACAAUACAAGAGCUAACGCUUG
Messenger RNA from Cuscuta campestris, 829 nucleotides. The record is from the annotation of a GenBank genome assembly. Lineage: Eukaryota; Viridiplantae; Streptophyta; Magnoliopsida; Solanales; Convolvulaceae.